AUGGCUGACAACUCGGCACCCGUCACGAUCCGGACGCGCAAGUUCAUCACGAACAGGCUGCUGGCCCGCCGCCAGUUCGUCGUCGACGUUCUCCACCCCAACCGCGCCAACGUCUCCAAGGACGAUCUCGCCGAGAAGCUCGCGGGCAUCUACAAGACCGAUGCCGGCCGUGUCGUUCCCUUCGGCUUCCGGACACACUUUGGUGGAGGUCGCAGCACUGGUUUUGCGUUGAUCUAUGACGACGAGGCGUCGCAGAAGCGCUUUGAGCCCAGGUACCGCCUUGUCCGCAAAGGUCUUGCACCUAAGAUUGAGAAGGCGUCGCGCAAGUUGCGGAAGGAGCGCAAGAACCGUUCGAAGAAGUUCCGCGGCACCGCCAAGUCGAAGGCCGCCGAGCCCGCGAAGAAAGGCAAGUAA
Molecule: messenger RNA, 414 nt
Organism: Peniophora sp. CBMAI 1063
Lineage: Eukaryota; Fungi; Basidiomycota; Agaricomycetes; Russulales; Peniophoraceae
Source: the annotation of a GenBank genome assembly